AUGGACGGUGAUAAAAUUAUGACUGAUGCUGAAACGGUCAGCACAGGUGAAACUCGUCUACAAAACUUAGAAAUACAAAUGGGUGAAUUUAGCAGAGACAUGAAGGAAGUCAAAGCUAACUCUAUUAACAACGAUAAAAGAAUGCAGGAAAUGCAAUCUUUGCUUGAGCAAUUAACAGGUAUGUUCAAAGCUCAAAGCCGUACGGAAGAGAUACAUGGAAAAACAUUGGAACAAGCCUCAAUUCAAUUCUCAAAACUUCAAAGAAAUGAAGAAGAAAUGAGAAUCAACCUUAAGAAAGACGAAGAAGAAAUUAUUGGAAUCGAGGAAAACGAAAAACAGAUCACCAAUAGAAUCAUCGAAGAUGAAUCAAAGGCAUCUCUGAUGGAACAGAGAAUUAUUCAAAUAGAAGAGAGACUUAAUAAUGGAAAUCCAAAUAAUACAAAUGGAUUUAAAAGCAGAUCAAAAUUACCAUCUCAAAAUGAGACUUUAGCAAAAGUGGAAAGACACUUCCCGUCGUUGGUAAUCUAUGGAAAUCAUAGUUUAGUUGCUAAUUGUACCAAAAACUAUAGUGACGUUUCGGUACCAAUGAAUAAUGACGCCAUUUUGAAAGAUGAAGAUAUUGAAGACCCGCUUGAUGUUCUGCUUACUAUUCAGGGUUUAUUAGUGGGAAAACAUGUUCGUUUUCAAGACUGGGGAAAUUUCCUAUAUUCCUGUUGUAAGAAAAAUGCUCGCAGUUAUCUCACUGAUCAACGAGGUUUUAUUGUCGACUGGACAACAGCUAUUGCAAAAUUCUUUCAAACCUUUGAUUUCGGUGCAAGAACCCAAUCCGAAUUGAGUGAACUUUCUCACUUCAAUCCUAAAGCAGGAGAUGAUGCCAGAGAAUAUUUCGUAAACCUAGUUCAUAAAGGUAAAGCAAUUCGGAACAUCUACGUCCGUUUUACUCUAUGA
This is a messenger RNA of Vanderwaltozyma polyspora DSM 70294, 948 nucleotides long. Its product is annotated as Tkp3 protein. The transcript has a single exon. Bases 1 to 948 code for a protein of 315 amino acids. Lineage: Eukaryota; Fungi; Ascomycota; Saccharomycetes; Saccharomycetales; Saccharomycetaceae. The record is from RefSeq and is a predicted model, not a curated record.